Nematolebias whitei (Rio pearlfish) is the source of this 3628-nucleotide messenger RNA. It is a transcript of the gene zeb2a, whose product is annotated as zinc finger E-box binding homeobox 2a. NCBI's taxonomy places the organism in Eukaryota, Metazoa, Chordata, Actinopteri, Cyprinodontiformes, Rivulidae. Gene Ontology annotation, biological process: anatomical structure development; regulation of transcription by RNA polymerase II. Bases 212 to 3628 code for a protein of 1138 amino acids. The record is from RefSeq and is a predicted model, not a curated record. The transcript has 8 exons. Gene Ontology annotation, molecular function: DNA-binding transcription factor activity, RNA polymerase II-specific; RNA polymerase II cis-regulatory region sequence-specific DNA binding.
CUUCUCCUCCAUCAGGCUGACGGGCACGCGGCGCGCUCAGAACAAAGUGCAGUCAAAGUCUUCAAAAAGUCCUGAGGACAGUGCGGGAGUUCUGGGACGGUUCGGGUGGACGACCCGGUCCGGGAUUUACUGAGUGUGGUGUGUUCCGGCGGCGGAAGGAGCCCAUGAGGACCAGAGACCCGGAUCAGUGAGACGGGACAGACCCGGACUCAUGAAGCCGAAGAUCAUGGCGGAGGGUCCCCGCUGCAAGAGGCGCAAACAGGCCAACCCCCGCAGGAAGAUCCACGUCUUGAACUAUGACAGCGUGUUGGAGACACCUUCAGAGACAGAUGAGGAUGACCGGACACUGCUGUCUGAAGACCCCAGCUUCACAGGAGGAGGAGGAGGAAGAGGAGGAGGAGGGGACUGUGAGGAAGCAGACAGCCCGAUUUGUGGGCCCGCUCUGGAGGCAUUGCCCCAAGUUGCUCAGGCCCUGCCAUCUCCACAGGAGUACUGCGAGGACGGAUGUCUUGAGAGUCAGCUGGACAGCAUCUGUGAGCUGGACGACUACUUCCUCAAACCUAAACUGGAGGACAGCAUCAGUCACCUGCCGACCAUGGAUGAAUACCUGCAGCGCAGCGACACUGCCAUCAUUUACCCAGAAGCCCCGGAGGAGGCAACAAGACUGAGCACGCCUGAGGCCACUGGUCAGGAGGAGGGGGAUCACGACCUGCCGCUCAGCGCCACAGACGACUUUGCUCAGCUGCUCACGUGUCCCUACUGUGAACGUGGGUACAAGCGUCUGACGUCGCUGAAAGAGCACAUCAGAUAUCGCCAUGAGAAGAUGGAGGAGAGCUUUACCUGCCCGCUCUGCACCAACGCCUUCGCCCAGCGAGCUCAGCUGGAACGUCACAUGACCUCUCACAAGCCCGCCAUAGAACAGCCGCCGCUGCUCAGCGAAGGAGCUGCCAACCGCAAGUUCAAGUGCAACGAGUGUGGAAAAGCUUUCAAGUACAAACACCACCUAAAGGAGCAUCUUCGUAUUCACAGCGGUGAGAAACCGUACGAAUGUUCCAACUGUAAGAAGCGCUUCUCCCACUCCGGGUCCUACAGUUCCCACAUCAGCAGCAAGAAAUGCAUCAGUUUGAUUGCUCUUAAUGGACGAACACGUAACGGAAACAAGCCUGGCUCUUCCCCAAACUCGACAACCUCCUCACCUGGAAGCCCCGCCCUCGCUAAUUUUCAGCACAAACUAGAAAAUGAGCAACCGCUUGGCCCAUCGGAUCUGCCAGGAUCACUGAACAUCAAAGCCGAGCCAAUGGACUUCAACGAGUAUCGGCUGCUGAUGGCGUCGCAACAUGGGAUUGGGAGACCAGUGGUCUACCUAAACGGUCGAAGCAGAAGUCCCAUGGACAUCCAGGAGACACCCCUUCAAAAUCUGGGAGGUAUGGGACUUGAUCUGUCUCUUCUGGGUUACACAGGACCUCUUGGGAACAACCUGAGUGAGGUCCAGAAGGUACUUCAGAUCGUAGAUAAUACUGUGUACAGGCAGAGGAUGCAUGGUAACCCUGAGGAGAUAUCCAAGUUCAGAGCCUACAUGAAGGAGCUUGAGGCCCAAAUGGAGGCCCAAACUGGUUUUCAAACGAUGGGUCAAUGUAGCCCCACCAAGAGCAUCAUUGACUACACACUGGAGAAAGUCAUUGAUGCCAAGAAUCUGAUCAAUGAGUCCAAGAUGCAAAUUGAUGUUAAAAAACAGAAAUCUUUUGAUUUGAUCAGUAAAGCGAAGUCCCUUGAUGGACAGAACCAGUUCCUGUCGUUUUCCUGUCAAUAUUGCAAGGAAACCUUUCCUGGGCCCAUCCCACUUCACCAACACGAGCGCUAUCUGUGCAGAAUGAAUGAGGAGAUCAAAACAGUCCUUCAGCCAGCAGAAAGCAGUCCUGCCAGCUGCAGAGGGCUGAUGGCUAAUGAACUGUCUUCUACUGAGAGGGAAACCAGUCCCACCAGUUCAUUGAAGAAGCACAUGUCAGUGCUCAAUGGCUACUUUUCCAUGAACACUGAACCCAACUCUGAGGAAUUGCUCAAGAUUUCACUCGCUGUUGGCCUUCCUCAGGAGUUUGUCAAGGAGUGGUUUGCCAAGUCAAACAGUCAGAACUAUUAUAUGGACAGUUUGAGGACAAAGUUGUCCAUUCCUGGCCACUGUGAACUAGACCACAGCUUAAGCCAAUCUCCCGUCUCACUUCUUGCCAUAAAUUUACAUGAUGAUGUCACUAACAACAAUGCUGCCCACAGACUUACAAAGGCCAACCAGUUUACAACCAACACACAAACAAAAAGGGAAAAACCACUAGACCCCACAGACCUCUUGAAGAACAACACUCUGUCACCCUUAAACCUUUCAUCCACCUCAUCCAAAAAUUCCCAGCUUACGUCUUCCACUCCAAACAGCCUGGAAGCCCAUGGAGACAUACCCCUGGAUUUGUCUCUGCCCAAACACAUGGCACAGGAAAGACUUGGACCCAAUGGUUUCAUCAAUGGACCCAACAGGGAGCUAUCAGGACACCAACAAGAAUUUGGGCCUUUAGAACUUGUCAACAUCAAGAAGGAGGAUCUAGGUUCAGAUGGGGGAAGUAACUCCAUCCACCAGCUGGGGAAGAGCACCAGCCCCAUCUUUGGGAAUAAUCCCUUUGCUGCUGGCCCUGUCUACACCUCCCUAUCACCUCACAGAGUUUUUCCUCCACCCACUUUCAUAAAUCAUUCUCAGACUGCCAUCCCAGGCCUCAGGCCCUACCCAGGUCUUGAUCCUAUAGGCUUCCUGCCCCACAUGACCUAUACCUAUUCUGCAGGAGCUACAUUUGCCGAACUGCAGCAGAGGAGAAAGUACCAGCGAAAAUCAAUUUUCCAGGGGGGGCUGUUGGACGGGACGAUGGACCCUCUGUCAGACAGCGACUCUCUGCUCUCCAGGAAGAAGAUUAAGAAGACUGAAAGUGGUACGUACGCCUGUGACUUGUGCGACAAAACAUUCCAGAAGACCAGUUCCCUCCUAAGACACAAAUAUGAGCAUACAGGUAAACGUCCACAUCAGUGUCAGAUCUGUAAGAAGGCCUUCAAACACAAACACCACCUGAUCGAACACUCACGCCUACACUCUGGAGAGAAACCCUACCAGUGUGACAAGUGCGGCAAACGCUUCUCUCACUCGGGCUCGUACUCGCAGCACAUGAAUCACCGCUACUCCUACUGUAAGAGGGAGGCUGAGGAGCGUGAGGCAGCCCACAGGGAGGCUAGAGACCAGGGAGGUCUGGAGCCUACAACGCUGCUGAUGAGGAGAGCCUACCUGCAGGGGCUGGAGCCGCUUGGAUAUUCAGAUCCUGAGGACCAGCCAGAGGAUUCCAGCAGUACAAUCCUCAUGGGAGGAAGAGAGGGAGGAGGAGGGCAGGAGGAGAUGGAGGUGGACAGUAAGGUGCUGGAGGAGGUGACGGAUCGGCAGGAAGAAAGUUUCAUGAUAACAGAGGAAGAGGAGGAGGAGCAGGAGGAGGAGAAUGACAGCAGGAGCCAGUCAGUUAUGGAUGAGGAGACACAAAACUUGAUCCAGCUGACGGACCAACGUUCAGAAGAAAAGACAGAUGGCAGGUCAGACCAGGAAGACUGA